Diachasma alloeum is the source of this 639-nucleotide messenger RNA. RefSeq lists its product as uncharacterized. NCBI's taxonomy places the organism in Eukaryota, Metazoa, Arthropoda, Insecta, Hymenoptera, Braconidae. Bases 1 to 639 code for a protein of 212 amino acids. The transcript is spliced from 2 exons. The record is from RefSeq and is a predicted model, not a curated record.
AUGAUUGAUACUCGCUUGAACUUCAAGCAGCAGGUGGAACACGUUGCAACCAAGGCCUCGGGGGUUCGAACACUUAUUCCGCCUCAUGCCAAACAUUCGAGGUCCCACAAAAAAAGAAGAGCGCUGCUGUCCACGGUAGUGACGUCAGUGCUGAGUUAUGGGAUUCCCAUCUGGGCCGAUGCGCUCCAGUUCCAGGAAUCUCGGCGUAAGACCGCUUCCGUCUAUCGGCAGAGCACCCCGAGAGUUGCUAGCGCGUACCGCACAGUGUCGGAAGAUGCAGUUUGUGUGAUCGCCGGAAUGCUGCCCAUCGAAGUAUUGGCUGAAGACCGAAGGUGUCUUUACCGGCGGAGAAGGUACAGUACAUUGAGCCCAAAAGAUCUCAGGGAAGAGGAGAGACGAUACAGCACCAGCCGAUGGCAGGUGUUGUGGGAUACCUCAGCGAAAGGAAGAUGCUCUCAGGACAUGGAUGCUUCCGGAAGUAUCUUCAUAAAUUCAAACUUGAAGAGACCCCGGAGUGCCCGACCUGCAGUGGAGAAGGAGAGGAUGCUGAGCACGUGUUUUUCAGGUGCAAACGCUUCGCAUGGCUUCGCAGUAGCUGGGAGACUGCAAUGGAACAGAGAGUCCCACCUGAAGACCUAG